CCCCCUCCCCCUCCCCCCCCCUCCCCCCCCCCCCCCCUCCCCCUCCCUUCCCCCCCUCCCCACCCCCCUCCCCCCUCCCCCUCUCCCCCCCCUCCCCCUCCCCCCCCCCUCCCUCUUCCCCUCCACCCCCCCCCCUCUUCCCCCCCCCCUGUCUCCCCCUCCCCGCCCCUCCCCCCCCCUUUCCCCCCUCCCUUUCCCCCUCCCCCCCUUGCCCCCCCCCCCCCCCCCCCCCCCUCCCCCCUCCCCCCCUCACCCCCCCCCCCCCCCCCUCUUUCCCCUUCCCCCCCCCCCUCCUCCCCUUCCCCCCCCCUUCCCCCCCGCCCCGUUUUCCUCCCCCCCCCCCCCCCCCCCCCCCCCCCUUCCCCCCCUUCCCCUUUCCCUCCUCUUCCUCCUCCGCCCCCCUUUCCUCCCCCCCCUUCUUCCUUCCCCACCCUUUCCCCCCCCCCCUCCCCCCCCCCCCCCCCCCCCCACCCCCCCCCCCCCCCGGGUCCCGCCCCCCCCCCCCCCUCUUCACCCCCCCCCCCCCCCCCUUCCCCCCCCCCCCCCCCCCCCCUCCCACCCCCCCCCCCCCCCCCCCACCCCCCCCCCCCCCCCCAUCCCCCCUCCCCACCGCCCCCCUCUCCCCCCCGCUCCCCCCCCCCCCCCCCCCCCCCCCCCCCCCCGUUCCCCCCACCCCCCCUUCCACCCCCCCCCCCUUCUCCCCCCCCCCCUCCCCCUCCACCCACCCUCCCUUCCCCCCCCCCCCCCCCCCCCCCCCCCCCACCCUUCCCCCCGCCCCCCCCCCCCCUUCAUUCCCCUCCCCCUCCUCCCCCACCCCCC
Messenger RNA from Salvelinus namaycush (lake trout), 819 nucleotides. Its product is annotated as leucine-rich repeat extensin-like protein 3. The transcript has 3 exons. The annotation marks the transcript as partial. The record is from RefSeq and is a predicted model, not a curated record. Lineage: Eukaryota; Metazoa; Chordata; Actinopteri; Salmoniformes; Salmonidae.